AUGUCACUUAACGCCAAAGCUAAAGUGGAAACAUGGCAGGCAUUUAAAAACCACUGGAUUUUAUGGAAAUUUUUCGGUUUACAGCCACCAAAACGUGACUCUAAAUGGUUUAUACCAUAUAUUGCGUAUGCGAUAGUCCUCAAUGUGACCGUUACAUUGUUGUUUCCCACAACGCUCAUUGUCAAUUUGAUACUUUCGAAAAACUUAACGGAAUUAUGUGAAAAUCUUUAUAUGACAACAACGGAUGUGAUUUGCAAUAUAAAAUUUUUAAAUAUAUUCGUGGUGAGACAUAAACUGCUAAAGGUGCGUAAAAUUUUACAGCGUUUAGAUGUCAGAGCUAAAACACACAAAGAAGUGGCCAUAUUAGAGGAGGGCAUUAAAUUGGCUAGAAAAUGUUUUAUGACUUUUGCACGUUUAUUUUGCUGUGCCAUAAUCAGCAGUCAAAUGAUGGUUUAUCUUUCAAGCGAAAGAAUACUAAUGUAUCCGGCUUGGUAUCCUUGGGAUUGGAGGGCAUCAAAGAAAAACUAUCUCUACGCUUUCUCAUAUCAACUGUAUGGAUUAAUUUUACAAGCAAUACAAAAUCUUGGCAACGACACGUAUCCACCGGCCUACUUAAUCAUACUUACCGCUCAAAUUAAAGCAUUAGCCUCACGCAUCAAGGACUUGGGUACUAAUGAGAACACAUCCGAAGAAGAGUUGUAUAAAGAAUUAACGGAUUGCAUUAAUGAUCAUAAUACCAUAAAUGAACUCUUUCUCACUAUUCAGGAAGUUAUUUCCACAACUUGCAUUGCACAAUUUGCAGCCACCGGUUUGGCUCAAUGUACCAUUGGGGUCUAUAUGAUUUACGUCGGCCUACAUCCUUCUAAAACUCUCAACAUUGUUAUUUAUUUCAGUGCCGUUACAAUGGAAAUAUUUAUUUUAUGUUAUUAUGGUGACUUGUAUUGUCAGGCUAAUGUCCAUUUAACCGAGUCCAUAUACACUUGUAACUGGAUGGAUCGUGAUAAGAAAUUUAAACAGGCAUUUUUGGUACUAUUGCAAAGUUCGCAGAAAACAAACUGUAUAAUGGCGGGAAAUUUAAUUCCGGUGCGAAUGCCAACAUUUGUAAAGGUUAUGAAAACUGCAUAUUCGGUGUUUACAGUUCUCAAUAAAGUCGAGUAAACUUAAAAUGAAUUAAAGCAAAUUU
Molecule: messenger RNA, 1183 nt
Organism: Lucilia sericata (common green bottle fly)
Lineage: Eukaryota; Metazoa; Arthropoda; Insecta; Diptera; Calliphoridae
Product: odorant receptor 2a-like
Exons: 3
Coding region: 1-1158 (385 amino acids)
Biological process (GO): detection of chemical stimulus involved in sensory perception of smell; sensory perception of smell
Cellular component (GO): plasma membrane
Molecular function (GO): olfactory receptor activity; odorant binding
Source: RefSeq, a predicted model, not a curated record